Messenger RNA from Paramecium sonneborni, 719 nucleotides. NCBI's taxonomy places the organism in Eukaryota, Ciliophora, Oligohymenophorea, Peniculida, Parameciidae. The record is from the annotation of a GenBank genome assembly.
AUGCAAUAAAACAAAAGAGAUAUUAAUAUUUAAGAAUUAUUAGGUGGAGGUAUUGGAGUUCCAAAAAGUUAGCAAAUUAUUUUGGUAGUAUUGGAAACACAUUUAUAUGGAGAUGAAUUUAUGGCUUUUGGUGCUGUUUUUCAUGCUUCUGCUAAUCUAAUUCAUUUAUUCAUAGUUAGAACAAUUUUAUUGACACAUGGUUGUGGCUUCAAAAGUUCAAUUGAGGUAAAUGAAGUUAAUGAAGAUGAUUGUCAUAAAGAAUUCUUAUUAUUUGAAUACAAAUAGAAAUUUGAAAGUACUAGUCAAAUGGAAUUCUCAUAUGAUAAACAUUUUAAAUUGGAUAUUUUGUUAAAAAGAUGAAUAGAAAUCUCAACUAAUUUCAUAUUUCUUAAAAAAAUUAUAUUACAAAUGCUACAGGACUUAAUUUCAAUAAACCAGAAUUUCUCUUACAUUCAUUCCAAUUUCAUCUGGAUUUAUUAAACAAGAAAGUGCUGAAAUGAAAGUUGAAGAAAUUAACUCAUGAAGUUAAACCUAAUAUUACAUUAACUAAUAUUGCCUCAUAAGCAAAACUUGAACUGAAGAAAGGUGAUAUAUAUGAAGAAUAAGUUUUAUAAGCUGAAACUACUUAAAAGAUGAAGAACAAAAAUUUUUUAAAUAACAAAUUAAAAAUACCUUCCUAAUUAAUUAUACUAUUACGCAUCAUGUUAUAUUAGGUUUGA